This is a messenger RNA of Oryza sativa Japonica Group (Japanese rice), 1961 nucleotides long. Its product is annotated as QWRF motif-containing protein 2. The record is from RefSeq and is a predicted model, not a curated record. NCBI's taxonomy places the organism in Eukaryota, Viridiplantae, Streptophyta, Magnoliopsida, Poales, Poaceae. Gene Ontology annotation, molecular function: microtubule binding. Gene Ontology annotation, cellular component: centrosome; cytoplasm; nuclear microtubule. Gene Ontology annotation, biological process: spindle assembly; centrosome cycle.
UUCGCUUCUCCCUUGAAAUCCAGCUGAAACGCAGCUGAAAUCCGCGCCACUACCACCACCGGCAGUGCGCCACCAACCCGAGAAAACGUCGCCGUUAAUACAACUAGCCACGCUAGCCUGCCCGCGUCGGUGUCGGCGCCAAGUCGCGGCGCGGCGUGGCGUGGCGAGGACGCGCACCAUGGCGGCGACACUGGCGCAGGAGCCGCGCCACCACCCGUCGCGCCCGCCGCUCGCGCCGGCCGCCGCCCACGCGCCCAACUCCGCCGCCGCCGCGUGCUCGACACCUCGCCGCGGCAAAACCAGCCCCCACGCCUCCUCCCGCCAUGCCUCCUCCUCCUCCUCUUCCUCCUCCCUCCCUUCGUGCUCCGCCGCGCGCGUCGCGGUCACCCCCGCGCCGCACGCCACGGCCACCGCUCCCGUGACGAUGCGGAUGCGGAGCCUGUCGGUGUCGUUCCAGGGGGAGUCGUUCGUCUACGAGACGCCCCGCGCGGCGGCCCCGCGGCGCGCGCCUGCUGCUGCUGCUGCUAGGCCGAGGCCGACCACCCGACGGAGAGGCGAGGCCGAGAACGAGCGGCCGUCGCCGCCGCCGGCGUCGAAGGCGACCGACGCGCUCGCGCGCAGCCUCGACUGCAGCCUCCACCGCAAGGAGUCCAUCCUCGCCGCCGUUCGCCUCCUGCGCAGCUCAAUCUCUCCCGGCAACGCCGCCGCCGCCGCCGCGCCCGACGCGGACGCGGCCACCGACACCGACACCGACGCCGCGCCGCCCAGUAUCCCCACGCAGACGAGGUUCUGGCAGGAGACGAACAGCCGCCUGCGGCGGCUACCGGAGUCCGGGCUGCCGCACCCGAUCUCCACCUCCCGGAAGCCAUUCUUGGACGGCCCAAUCUCGCCGACGCUGCUGGAGACCUCGCCGGCGAACGCGCCGUCCAUCAUCAGUUUCGCGACGGCGGUGAGGAGGGCGAACAAAGGGGAGGACAAGAUCGAGGAGGCGCACAGGCUGCGGCUGCUCGACAACCGCCAACUGCAGUGGCGCUGCCUCAACGCUCACGCCGACGCCGCCGCCGUUGCCCGGAGCUGCGCUGCCGAGAAAGCUCUGCAUAGUGCAUGGAAAGAUAUAUCCACAUUACGUGACAAUGUGAGUUUCAAAAGGAGCAAACUUCAGCUUCAGAAACAGAAACUCAAAUUAUUUGGCAUUCUCAAAGGACAGAUAUCGUACCUAGAAGAGUGGUCUGAUGUUGAAAACAAUCAUUCCAGUUCUAUGUCUGAAGCAAUCAAAGCAUUAGAGGCUAGCACCAUUCGUCUUCCAAUUGUUUGUGGUGCUAAGGCUGAUGCACAAGGUGUCAAGAAAGUUGUCAGCUCUGCACUAACCAAAAUGGAUACAAUGGCUUCUUCAAUGUGGUCUUUAUUGUCAAAGGUUGAAGGAAUGAGUUCCAUGGUGUUUGAGCUAGCGAAAGUUGUUUCACAAGAACAAAUGUUGUUGGAUCAAUCAAGAGACCUCUUUUCUGCGGUAGCAGUCAUGCACGUUAAACUGUGUAGCUUGCAAGCUUGUAUUCUGCAAAGAAACUAGAAGCUUGGCCAGGCACAGCUGUAGGUCAAUUUGGACACCAACCUUCUUGGCCAGUAACAUCAGAUGGCCUGAAUUGUUCUAACGGGAGAGACUAGGCAAUGAAACCUGUCUAUAGUUAACUGCAUACACUGAACAGCAUCAGAAUAUGAGAUCUCACAACUCACGGAGGAACAGUUUGUUUUUUUGGGUGUGCAUAUAUCAUACAAGAUUUACCUGAGAUGUUUGCAGAGAAUGUAUAUAGAGAACUUAAUGUUGCCGACCCUUUUUUUGGGUGUGCAUAUCAUAGAAAGUCUGCCUGAAAUGUUUCUUAGGGGGAUGUAUAUAGAGAAUACAAAGGGUGUAUGUCGAAAUGAAAAUCUUACAAUUUGCGUGCUUACUCCCAUAUUUUAUGUCC